UCCUUUUAUAAACAGGUUGAAAGGAUUGUUGACAAAAGGAAAAAUAAAAAAGGGAAGACAGAGUAUUUGGUUCGAUGGAAAGGCUAUGACAGCGAAGAUGACACUUGGGAGCCGGAGCAGCACCUCGUCAACUGUGAGGAAUACAUCCACGAUUUCAACAGACGCCACACGGAGAAGCAGAAAGAGAGCACAUUGACCAGAACAAACAGGACCUCUCCCAACAAUGCUAGGAAACAAAUCUCCAGAUCCACCAACAGCAACUUUUCUAAGACCUCUUCUAAGGCACUCGUGAUUGGGAAAGACCAUGAAUCCAAAAACAGCCAGCUGUUUGCUGCCAGCCAGAAGUUCAGGAAGAACACAGCUCCAUCUCUCUCCAGCCGGAAGAACAUGGACCUAGCAAAGUCGGGUAUCAAGAUCCUCGUGCCUAAGAGCCCCAUUAAGAGCAGGACCGCAGUGGACGGCUUUCAGAGCGAGAGCCCCGAGAAACUGGACCCCGUCGAGCAGGGUCAGGAGGACACAGUGGCACCUGAAGUGGCAGCGGAAAAGCCGGUCGGAGCUUUAUUGGGCCCUGGUGCUGAACGGGCCAGGAUGGGGAGCAGGCCCCGGAUACACCCGCUAGUGCCUCAGGUGCCCGGCCCGGUGACUGCAGCCAUGGCCACAGGCUUAGCCGUUAAUGGGAAAGGUACAUCGCCGUUCAUGGAUGCAUUAACAGCCAAUGGGACAACCAACAUACAGACAUCUGUUACAGGAGUGACCACCAGCAAAAGGAAAUUUAUUGACGACAGAAGAGACCAGCCUUUUGACAAGCGAUUGCGUUUCAGCGUGAGGCAAACAGAAAGUGCCUACAGAUACAGAGAUAUUGUGGUCAGGAAGCAGGAUGGCUUCACCCACAUCUUGUUAUCCACAAAGUCCUCAGAGAAUAACUCACUAAAUCCAGAGGUAAUGAGAGAAGUCCAGAGUGCUCUGAGCACGGCCGCUGCCGAUGACAGCAAGCUUGUACUGCUCAGCGCCGUUGGCAGCGUCUUCUGUUGUGGACUUGACUUUAUUUAUUUUAUACGACGUUUGACAGAUGACAGGAAAAGAGAAAGCACUAAAAUGGCAGAAGCUAUCAGAAACUUCGUGAAUACUUUCAUUCAAUUUAAGAAGCCCAUUAUUGUAGCAGUCAAUGGCCCGGCCAUUGGGCUAGGAGCGUCUAUAUUGCCUCUUUGUGAUGUGGUUUGGGCUAACGAAAAGGCUUGGUUUCAAACACCCUAUACUACCUUCGGACAGAGUCCAGAUGGCUGUUCUACCGUUAUGUUUCCCAAGAUAAUGGGAGGAGCAUCUGUGAGUACCUUUAAAAAAAAAAUCAUUCUAGAAAGCUUCCUGAAGAAAUCUACUUUGGUUAUUGUUUUUCUAAAGCUGUACAGUGUGUCAUUCUGUGGGGACUUUGCAUCUUGUCAUUCAGAUGUGGGGUCAUAGACGUUGUUGACACUGCCUUUGCAUCAUUCCCUAGAGAAAGUCUUCAUUCACUGAGGAGCCUACCACUUUGCAUAAUUCUCACUGAUAUCUACUGUUAGUCAAUAUCCAGUCUGUAACCCAACCAACAAUUUGCAAUCGAAAUUAAUUCUUCACCAAAUAACUUAAAAGCUGCACUUUUAAGAGAAGGCAAUUUUAAGAGGGAGCAAAGUUACAUAGGAUUAGAGGGUUGUUUUCCAUAUAAUUGUGUGCUUUUAUUUCCCGUUCAUUAUAAUAGUUUGUGUCUGUAUUGUAGCUUGUGAUUUAUCAAGCAGUUAUUCACAUCUCAUUCCCUAGUCCUUGAUAUAGGGCAGGAGGUGAUGUCACAGGUCAGGUUCUCCAGAAGCUGCCACUGAGAUGAGUUUGGCACAUGGAGAAUUAGCAAGUAGUCACUACCUAUAGAAGGGAUGGGGGAGGAAGCAGGACUGGACAGAGGAAUGGAUCAGAGUGAUACUGUGUCCAUUGUCCUUGGACAUGGGAUGCACGGGAAGCGUUGUGCCCCGAACGAGGUGGCUCCCUGCAGCCGAGGGCAUCCCUGAAGGCACCCUAUGGCUGUCCGCUAACAGCAGCACCUGCAGCCAGGCAGCCAGGCCUCCCCAGGAGGGAUCAUGGCAGCCCAGUUCCAUGUCCACCACAGUUCACCCCAGUGCCAUUCAGAUCCACCCCUUCAUGCACAUUUUGGGGGUCAGCUCCUUCAGGUUCCAGGGCACUUUCUUUCUGGGAGAAACUUUGAGGAAGAGGGUUAGGCAGCAAUAAUUUGCAGGCCAGAACCUGAAAUGUUAUCAUCAGUGGGUGAAAGCGUGGUGAGAAAAAGGAUGUUUGCAUCCUCUCAUUAUCUGUAGUGGGAAAGACAGUAACUUUACAGUGGAGAAACCUGGCAGGUACCACCUUGCUGAGUGAUCAGAGUUCACAGAAAUAAGACAGAAGCCAACAGGAGACACUGAGGGGAACGCAGCCUUCAUCACUGUGUGGGAUUCCUGCCGAAGUGCAGCAGCUCAGGCUCAUCAGGAGGAACGUCAGGCCCAGACUGGAGGGCAGUCUGCAGACACGCACAGCACUCCUCCCGAGCGCCGAGGUCGGAGAAGACGUGGGAAGACUGAGGAACCGUCUCAGACUGGAGGAGGCCAAGGGGAUAUGACAGCUCAGAACAUCAGGGACCCUGGGUGGGCUCCUGGACCAAAGAAAGGACAAGAGUGGGAAAGCUGGUGAAAUUCAUACUGUGUUUGUUGCUGACUGAAUAGCACAUUGUCAGCGGCUUCAGUCAUCCUAAGAUGUUAUGUGACAUUUAACCUAGGGAGAGUUGUGUGAAGGUAUAUGAGAACGCUGUACUACUUUAGUCGUUGUUCUGUGCAUCUAAAUGUAUUCGAAAACCAGAACAUUUAAAAUAAAGGAACGCAAGAGAGGAGCAGGAAGGUGGAUAGGCCAGACUGCAGCCCCCAGUGCCGCACUGGUCUCUGAGUGGCCCUGCUCCUCACCGUCUCACUCCUCAGGCUAGAUCCCCUCACCCAUGGUUCCCACCUCUGUUCAGUGGCCGCCCUCAUACUGAUACUCACCCCCGAGAGCUCUUUGGCCUGCUCGCUGUGCCCAGCUCAGAGUCGCUGCACUUGUCCACUUAACUGCUCUAGUUGAUCGGGGAGGACCAAGCAGGACUUGCCUCCACCCCGUUUCCCAGGCCACGUGUCCUUCCAUAUAAAGGUCUUUGUACUGUAUAUGCUACAAAUCAGAAGAUGCUGCCCACCAUCAUGGAGCCACCUCCAAACUGGUACCUCUCAGGCCGUGCCAAUGCCUGAGCAGGCUGGCAGCUGCUGCAGAUGCUGUAUGUGACUCAGCCACAGGACUCUAGGGGGCUAGUGUUAGUCUAACCUUGAUCCACUUUUCCUCCUACACCAGGGGGUGACCGUGUGUGUCUGCCAUUGGGGGCAUUUUCCUCACCAUGUUCUCUUCCCAGCCCUGCUGGAUGAGGCUCUGGUGAACUUGCUGUCCCCUUUUUGGAUUGCCCACCUACCCAGUGAGCCGACCCCCACACAGGCCACACUCAGUCAUGGGGAGCCCCCCCCCCAUAGCUGUAGGUGUGAGCUGAGGCAGGCACGGGUACAGCAGAGCCGUCAAUGCAGAGGUCUGGUGGUGACGCAGGGGUGUAGGCUGCCUGCCUGUGCCCUCUGGGGCUUGCCAGGCCCAGCUGCGUGUCCACCACGGUCCCUGCCUGACCUUGCGCCUAUGGGGCUGAUGGAACUCAGCUCGUGGUGGUCACUUCCCACAUGUGGUCACGUGGGGUCCCGCGGUCAGGCGCUCUGCCUCUCCCAGGCCCAGUCAGCAUUCCAGGCCUAUGCUUCCCUGCUGUGGAUGGUCCCGCAGGCUGCGCUGCCCUCCUCCCUCUGGCACUGACCACAGGCCCCAUAUGCAUAUUGUCCCACCCCUCCCUAGCCAGCCCUGGCCUUUCAACCUCACUCAGCAGGGCCCCCACCUCCCUCAGGCUUCCAGGAGCCAACCCAGCAGCCAGGUCACACCUUUCCUGGGAACCUUCCAGGGGUAGGUAAAUCAUUAUCCCAGGAGAGCUCCCAAGUCAGUGAACCCUCCUAUCCAACUUGUGGUCGGGCCCCGGGGUAGGCACCCUGAGAAUCCAGGCCCUCGUAUCUUCUCACAGCUCCCACCUGCACCCCUGGCUAGGUCUUGAAACCCCUUUCAGGGAAGAGGCAAGUUACAGGCCUGAUGCCAGGAAAAGGGUUAGGGCAGGUUUUGGGGGGCAGUGUUGACUUGCUGAGAGGUAUUUGCCUUAUCUUCUAGCAAGGGGGAUCUAAUAGGGAUGGGUGGACCAUGUCUCUAGGUUCAGGGGGUCAGAGGAAGCUGGAGUUAGGGGCAUUUACCCAGAAGCACCCAUACCAAGUUAUAGGGUGCCUCCCCACCCCUCACAAGCUGACCUUCCUCUGGUGGCUGAUUUACGGGUGGAGCUGGACCACGCUUGCUGACAAGUCCAGGGGCCAAGGCUGAGUCUCAACCCUCUCUGCUGCUUGCUACCAGCUGCCCCUCUGCUUUCACCCUCACCUGCAAGAGCGUUAGCACGUGGCUGGCCCCCUGUGCCAGGUGCUGCGGCUUUUCCACCUGACCUAUUGGUGGGGGCAUCCUCGUUGCCAGCUGGAGAGCCAUGCAGUUUCAAAAUCCUUCUCCUCACCCUCAUGUCCACUUCCCCCAUCACAAGGUAGUUUCUCUGGAAGCUGAGGUGGAUUUGGGAAGCAGGGUUUGGUAGAUUAGGUGCCAACAUCCAUGGAAGGGCAGAGAGGGAGCAGGACUGGGCAGAGCUAACUGGCAGGGAGCUCUGGAACCACGUGGCCUCGCAGCGGUUGCAGGUACCCCCAUGCAGCUGACCGUGGGGCAGGCGGCCCUGGGAAGAGCGGUCCAUGGGGAGGAACUGAGGGGCUUCCCAUUGCCUGCUGGCAGCAUUUCCCACAGCAGGCAGCUCGCUGGGCUGGGAACGCGGGUGGUUUAUCCACGUUGUUUGCUUUGUCCUUUACACCAGGCUGCACAUUCCCGACACCACCGGAUGGACUCCCAUGGUAAAAAGUGAUUGUUAGUGAAAUAAGUUCAUCGUGGCAAUUACUGUAAGCUAGACUGUGUCCUGCCACUUACCCUGUCCUGGCAGGAAAGAAUCCUCAUUCUCCAGGACAUCUUGUGAAGCUCAUUUUGAGUUACUUUUCUAGAGGAGAUUGAGAUCUGGGGUUCUGACCUCUCCCACCGUAUGAUCUGUGUCGAUGCGUGGUGUCGGUGCAGAUGUGGGGCAAAUAUUCAACCAACUUGAUGUUCAGGCACAUUUUGGCCAAAGGCAUUUUAGAAGUGGAGCUCUGGGGCUGAAUGCUGCUGGGGAGGGGAGUAGAGGUCUCAGAGUUCACCAUGCCCAGAAAGGUCCAUGGGGCUUGAAGUCAUCAUUUCAUAACGAAUUCCAGCUCUCCGGCCAGUGGCGUUUCUCCCACUCUACAAGUCUUGACAGAUCUUUACUUUUUGCUUCCCCUGCAAAUGUACUGGUGCCUCUUGAGCUGCUGUUUUCAGCUGGGGCAAUUUCCACCCAUCCCCACAUCCCCCCUGGGGGACACAUCAGAGGGGCAAUGUCUGGAGACAGUUGGAUGUCACAUAUGAGGAGAUGGCCAUUAGCAGAGGCCAGGGUGCUGCUCAGCACUCUGCAUAGCACACAGGACAGCCCUGCUCAGCACCCUCUGUAGCACACGGAACAGCCCCCACGCCAAAGAGCAGUCCAGCCCAGAAUGUCCCUAGUGCCCUGGGGGAGAAACGCUGCUUUGACCCAAGAGCAAAGAGCCCGCAUUUCACUCAGUGUGAAUUCUACACUUUCUGAGCAGAGUAUUUGAUGAAGCCUCUCUACAGAAAGUGAAUAAAUGCUGUUCAGGUGACUUGUGUUAUGACAACUCUGGUUGAAAGUAACUAUGCAAAUGAUGUAAAUGAUGUCGAUCCUUUCAUGAGCCUUUGGUGUAUUUGAGCUUUCAGCAGCCUGAGGCAAGACUGGGACAAGUGUGGUUUUCCCCCACUUUGCAUAUGCAGAGCUCUGCCAGGAGGAUAAGCUAAAGGGAUCACGUCAUCAGGAUAAAAAGAACAUGCAAAUGACACCGGCCGUGUGGCCUCUCGUUUCCUUCAAUGCGGGCUACGUAAAAAUCAGCCGAGGAGUCUCUUCCACUUUAGCCCUCCUAGUGCCCAAUAGACUUUCAUGGAGUGCGCAGAGGAUGGUGCCAUCUGACACCCACAGGCUCCCACGUGGAAGUCUUAGAGCUGUCAGGAGAGGGCCUGCUGGGGUGUAAAGCUGGAGAAUGCCCUGCAGGUGCCUCAGGGCCUCACCCCAAGCUCACCCUUGAGAGCCGCCUCUUGGGGACUUCAGAGACUGGCCUGAGGAAGUAGGUGGUACCCUGUGCCACAGCUGUCCCCAUAAGGCUGGAGACCCCCGGAUCCACUCUGCUCAUACUGGACCCGUUUCCUCACCGCCCCUCCUGCUGUACUCUGACCAGACAGAUGCCUGCAAAGAUGUCUCUGUUUCACUUUCCUCCGGCAUUUCUCAUUUCUCUGGAUGGUUACGUGAUAACCUUUUUUAAUAGUUGGACAACUUUGACCCCACCAUGGGGUGAUGUAGGUUGUCUACAGGGAGUCCCUGUGCACUCGGCCAUCUCAGAACGUGUUGGUUGGUCAGGUUCCCACUGACCGCAUCUGUGUGAAUCUUAUUUGGGUAGAAGUCUGACACCUCUCAUUUUAAAACUACUGAAAAUAGUGUAUAUAAGAAUGUGCUCACAUAAACUGAGUAUAUUUAAUCCUAUAAGGGAGGAUUUUUUUUUUUUUUUUUUAGUUUUUUUGGGUGACUAUUGUUCAGACCAGCUCACUGGCCGUGUUUAAGUAAGCAAGCAUUAACAACCUAGAGUCAGCCCUGUCAUUUUUGCUCUUGAGUAAAUUGGGAAAUGCCCUUGGUUGUCCUGUACUUUCAGCCACCUGGAAUGAAGAACACCAAAGGUAGGGAAAGGAUCUCCAGGGAUGAGCAGGCGUGGAGCCAGCAGGGAUAGGGAGAAAGACUGACCGCGAGUGAGUGCUGAGCAGAGAGAAGGGUCGUUCUUGGCUGGCAUCAGGACCAAGAGAGUCAAGAAGGGGGGAUGAAAGAGAGAGACAGGAGAGAACAGUGGUGGGGCUGUAAAUUGACCUCCACGUGGCAGAAAAUAAAGUUGGAAGAAUUGACUGGUGCAGACAGCCAGGGCCCUGCAGCAGGGGCUGGAGAGUAAACUGAGGACCCCUCCACUUUGUGAUUCAGCCAAGCGUCAGGCUUGGUGGGGUCACUUGCCUCUGCUGCCUGAGCUAAGGCUCUGCUAAGCUGGUCCUGAGAACAUACUUCAUGCUUAACUUCAGGGAUUUGGCUCUAGUGUCCUCACUCUAUGCUGAGAAUGAAAGAAACAUGGUCUAGGAAAGGAAAACCCCACAGCACGGAGCACCUCCUGCGGCGGCGGCAGCACACCUGGAGCCCCGCUCCCCUUCCUGCUGCAUUUGGGUCUGCUGUUAGAAGAGCCAUUGCAACUGCCAACAGUCAGGUCACGUUUCUUCUUUGUUUAUGGACCAUCUUUUCACUGAGAAGAAGCUAUUCCGUUCAGGGAUUUCAUAGAGCUUCUCCAGACUCUUCAAACACUCGUGAUUGGGUCCAAGUUGUAGCUCCAAUGGCAGACUCCAAUUUGGGAGAUCAUUAAGAACCUUGCAAACCCUUGUGAGAAGCCUGUCCCUGGUCUUGUUUUCCAGCCUCUGCCUUUGUGGGAGGGGCGGUGAGACAGCCACGUGUUUGUUUUGCUGGUUCUGCCUGUAUGCACUCCAAGCCAUGUGUUUCACAUACAGUAAAUGGCAUCAAGACAUUGGCAAGAAGCGUAUGGGCGUCUUACAGUGUCUUAGUGACAUCAGAGCCUUUUCUCUUCCGUGAUAUUGCCUCUUUGGGAAAUGGAAGCCACCUACCAAAAUUGUGUUUUACCAGAGCCGCAGGAGCUCAUGGUCAAGGCUUUGUGACCGUCAGAGUUGUUAGGAAGGUUAACCAGACAAGAUAAAUGACAGACCGGACAUUGUCCCAUCAGGCCAGUGUGGAGUUUCUUCAUCAAACAUGCAUGCACCUCUCCCUGCCUUAUCUCGGCAUCUGCGAGCCUAUCGUUUGGAUGAUGUAAAAUCCAUACAUGUUGUGAUGAGACCUUAAAGGUGAUCUAGUUAAGUCUCAUGUAUUAAAAAAUAAAAAGUGAUCUAGAAUCCAGGACAAGGUUAAAAUUAAUUUCAUAUCUACACAUUUUUUUUUUUUAAAGAAUAACUAACGUUAGCUUUCUCCAUUGAGCCGUGUGAGGUAACUAUCGCCAGCCUCUCUCAGUUACCUCACAUGGUAAUCUUGGACACAUUCAAGCCCUGGAUAGUUCUGUCUUUUCAUAUCCAAGCAAUACAGUGCAGCCUCUAAGGUACACUCUGGCAGAAACAGUCACUGCCAUCAGAAUAUUUUCUCUGUAUAUUAAAAACAAGUCACCAUUGGCUUCCCAGAUAAAGAAAAUGUUUGGUAGGAGUUCUAUGCCUGGCUCAAAUCCUUAAAAUUAUAAAUUGCCUAACUUUGCAUAUGCUGAUUUUCCUGGAUUGCAUUGUGUGUUAAAAGAGCUCAUGCUUGGGAAGGGCUGGCAUUAGGGGGAGGAGGGCAGGUGGAGGAGAGGAAGUUGUACCGGUAACUUUUUAAACGAAUGGCAAAAAGACCUUUUCUCUCUUAGAUUUCUUUAUUGAGUCCCUGUGAUUCUAUAAUAGAUUGUAAGAUACGCCUUUUUUCAUUCCUUUUUAAGAAAAAAGUCAGCCCGAUGUAUCACUUUCCCACUGCCCAGCUGACUCCACUUUGCACAGGGUCUGUUCCAUGUGCCGCAUUUUCCCCGUGGGGCUGUUGUUUGCAAAUGUCUCUCUUUAGUGUGGAUUUUAAGGGAUGGGUCUUCCCCACUGGCCCCCUGCCCCAUUUCAUAUUACAUCCACUCUUCUUCU
Sapajus apella (tufted capuchin) is the source of this 9003-nucleotide messenger RNA. RefSeq names its product chromodomain Y like (gene CDYL). Bases 388 to 1458 code for a protein of 356 amino acids. Gene Ontology annotation, molecular function: transcription corepressor activity. The record is from RefSeq and is a predicted model, not a curated record. Gene Ontology annotation, cellular component: nucleus. NCBI's taxonomy places the organism in Eukaryota, Metazoa, Chordata, Mammalia, Primates, Cebidae. The transcript is spliced from 4 exons.